Molecule: messenger RNA, 1143 nt
Organism: Lactuca saligna
Lineage: Eukaryota; Viridiplantae; Streptophyta; Magnoliopsida; Asterales; Asteraceae
Source: the annotation of a GenBank genome assembly
AUGAAAGAAGAUUUAUUAAGCGCAGUGGUUCCUCUGCUAAAGCUUCUGUCAAUAGCUGUUAUGGGGUUAAUACUUGCUCAUCGCAAAACCCAAAUCAUCCCCAAAGCCACAUUCAAGCUACUUAGCAAGCUGGUAUUCGCUCUCUUUUUACCCUGCCUUAUAUUCAUCGACUUAGGUCGAUCCAUUACCCUUCAUAAUCUUGUUCUUUGGUGGUUCAUCCCUGUCAAUGUGUUAAUCAGCACGGUUUUAGGGUUUAUGUUGGGCGUUAUAGUUGUGUUACUGUGUAAGCCUCCUCCACAGUUUGUGAAAUUAACAAUUAUCAUGACUGCUUGUGGAAACACAGCUCAAUGGGUAUCCGUGCUUCUUGUCUACACGCUUGUUUAUUACAUGAUGGAACCUCCCAUGGAGUACUACGAGAUCAUUGAAGAAGACAACAUUGAAAAUGGCAAUGGAGAUACCAGGCCUCUUGUUGUUGCAGCAGAAUGGCCAGGCAUUGAUGAAACUGAAAUUUCAAGAACCCCCUUUAUAGACAAAACCUCACAAUCCUCUGAGGAAACCAGUAGAGAAGCCAUAGGGUGUUUUGCAGAGCCUAAAACAGUCAGAAAGAUGAUGGUUGUUGCAGAAAAGACUCCAAUUCAGAACAUUUUUCAGCCUCCAAUACUAGCUUCUCUUCUAGCUAUAAUCAUAGGGUCAAUCCCUCAAGUCAAAUCUUUUGUUUUUGGACAUGAUGCUCCCCUUGGUUUCAUAACAGAUAGCUUAGAGAUAUUAGGUGGUGCUAUGGUGCCUUCUGUUAUGCUUGUUUUGGGUGGUGUUCUUGCUGAAGGACCAAAUGACUCGAAACUUGGAUUAAAAACCACCAUUGGUGUCACUGUUGCUAGAUUAUUAGUGCUUCCAGUUUUAGGAAUUGGAGUUGUAGCUUUAGCUGAUAAGAUGCAUCUUCUUGUAGCUGAUGAUUCUAUGUACAGAUACGUGCUUUUGUUGCAGUAUGCAACCCCAAGUGCUAUUCUUUUGGGAGCUGUUGCUAGAAUGAGAGGCUAUGCUGUUAGUGAGUCAUCAACACUUCUGUUUUGGCAACAUAUAUUUGCUCUCUUUUCGCUUUCUUUUUACAUAUUCAUCUACUCUCAACUUGUGUCACUUGUUUGA